AUGUCUAAAUAUUAUACUAAUCUUAAAGAGUUGCCUCCAGACCCAUUAUUUGGGUUAAAAGCUAGAUAUAAUGCAGAUGAUAGGAAGGAUAAGGUAGACUUGGGUAUUGGUGCAUACAGAGAUAACAAUGGUAAGCCUUGGAUUUUGCCUUCAGUUAGGAUUGCUGAGAAGGAGUUGAUCAAUUCUCCUGAUUAUAAUCACGAAUAUCUUUCCAUUAGUGGUUUUGAACCAUUCGUUAAUGAAAGUUCCAAGAUUUUGUUAGGUCCAGAUUCUGCUGUCUUGAAGGAGAACAGAAUUGUAUCGCAACAGUCCUUAAGUGGCACUGGAGCAUUGCAUUUGGCUGGUAAGUUUUUGAAGACAUUUUAUAAUGGAGAGCACACUAUUUACGUCUCAAAGCCUACCUGGGCAAAUCACAACCAAAUUUUUGAAAGUUUGGGAUUAACUGUUAAAACUUAUCCAUAUUGGAAUGCAGAAACUAAGUCUCUCGACAUAGACGGUUUCUUAUCUGCCAUUAAAUCUGCUCCUUCUGGCUCAAUUUUUUUGUUACACGCUUGUGCACAUAAUCCAACGGGUUUAGAUCCAACCAAAGAACAGUGGAAACAAAUAUUGGAUGAGAUUGCUUCGAAGAAUCAUCUUCCUUUGUUUGACUCGGCCUACCAAGGAUUUGCAAGUGGCAGUUUGGAUAAUGACGCGUACUCGAUUAGGUUAGCAGUCGAAUCAAAGAAGAUUGAUACGCCAAUUUUAAUUUGUCAAUCAUUUGCCAAAAAUGUUGGCAUGUACGGUGAAAGGGUUGGUGCUGUUCACGUUAUUUCUUCUGAAACUAACGAAUCUUUGAACAAAGCAAUAAAAUCUCAAUUAAACAAAGUCAUCAGGUCUGAAAUUUCCAACCCUCCUGCUUAUGGUUCAAAGAUUGUUUAUAAAAUUUUAUCGACUCCUGAACUUAAGAAACAGUGGGAACAGGAUCUCAUUACAAUGAGUUCUAGAAUUAAGGAUAUGAGAAAAGAAUUACGUGAUUUGUUGACCAAUACUUUGAAGACACCAGGCAAUUGGGAUCAUAUUACCAAUCAAUCUGGUAUGUUUUCAUUUACAGCUUUGAAACCAGAAAUGGUAGCAAGAUUAGAGAAGACUCACGGUGUUUACUUGGUGAGCUCUGGUAGAGCAUCCGUUGCGGGUUUGAAUGAAGGAAACAUUCAAAAAGUAGCUAAAGCUAUUGAUGAAGUUGUUCGUUAUUACGCGAAGGCAAAAUUAUAG
Molecule: messenger RNA, 1251 nt
Organism: Priceomyces carsonii
Lineage: Eukaryota; Fungi; Ascomycota; Pichiomycetes; Serinales; Debaryomycetaceae
Gene: AAT21
Product: aspartate transaminase
Exons: 1
Coding region: 1-1251 (416 amino acids)
Biological process (GO): L-aspartate biosynthetic process
Cellular component (GO): cytosol
Molecular function (GO): pyridoxal phosphate binding; L-aspartate:2-oxoglutarate transaminase activity
Source: RefSeq, a predicted model, not a curated record